ACGAAAUCAACUUCCCGCGAACGCCGACAAUGGAGGCGCUGUAUCUCUCCACUUCAGCACCAACCGUUCUUCCAUUUCGGAAAACCGUUGGCUCUCGCACCAUUUCAAAAUCCUCGAUUCUCUUCCCUUCUUCAUCAAAGUCUCGAUUCGCAACGAUUUGCAGGCAAAGAAUUGAUGGAGAAGAUACGCCUCUCUCCAAUGCUAUGGAUGCUUACAGAUUGUUCGGCGUCGACCCGACCUGCUCCGAAUCCGAGCUCAAAGCCGCUUUUCGAGCUAAAGUGAAGCAAUUCCAUCCAGACGUGAAUAGAGAUGGAAAUUAUUCCGAUUCUAUGAUUCGUCGUGUAAUUCAGGCGUACGAGGUAGCUAUUCAUCUAUAGUAUCAAGAAGAAAAUUGCGUGGUGCUUUUAUCUCAUUGGUAAAUGGUGUUUCUUUGAUAGGAUGAACAUUAUGGCAAUCAUCAUUCAUG
Cucurbita pepo subsp. pepo (vegetable marrow) is the source of this 466-nucleotide messenger RNA. The record is from RefSeq and is a predicted model, not a curated record. NCBI's taxonomy places the organism in Eukaryota, Viridiplantae, Streptophyta, Magnoliopsida, Cucurbitales, Cucurbitaceae.